CAUAACGUUCCUCCUACUGGAUCCACAGUUCAAGCCAAGUCGUUCCUUCAGAGAAAUGAGCAGCUCUGGGAACCCUCGGCCGCUGCCCUUCACCGUGGAUCGAGUGCCAGAUAAAGAACUCUCUCGGCUACGCUCCUGGGGGUUCAGUGGCCAUGCAGAGAUCGUGCGGACUAACCCUUCCCGUGUUAGCCUCCCACCUGCAUACUCACACUUGGCUCAUGCCUACUACAACUUCGAAUUCCGUCCGGACGACCUUGUGCUUGUGACGUACCCCAGGAGCGGGACCACCUGGACGUCGGAGCUCCUGUGGGCCAUGAGGAACCUCGGUCUCUUGGAACGGGGCGAGGAAAUCACGGGUGGCGACCGCACGACAUUCAUUGAUAUGGAUUUCCUGAUGCCUUCCUGUGCUGACGAUGACAACCCUAAGGUAAAGGAAUUCCUCACACUUUUCCCCGAAGGCCGCGUGGAAGAUGGGGUCGUCCUACAAAUGGCAAAAUCUCAUAAGGGUCCCCGGAUCAUGAAGACGCACUUGCAGAUCGACCUUCUAAACCCCGACCUUCUCGAUACGUGCAAGACGGUGUACGUCGCCCGCAACCCCAAGGACGUGUGCGUGUCUCUUUUCCACCACGGGAAGAUCAGCAAGAUGGACCCUUUCGAGGGAGAGUUCCCCGACUUUGCUGAAGCCUUCAUGGCCGACCAGGUGAUGUACGGUCCUUAUUGGGACCACAUUAAGCAGGCCUGGAAGCUGAAGCACCACGCCAACCUCCAUUUCAUGUUUUAUGAAGACAUGAAACGUGACAUCAUUGGCGAGCUUACGAAACUGGCUCGUUUCCUGCAGCUGGACUUCACCGAUGAGCAGCUGAAGACCAUCUCUGAUCACGCGAGUUUCGGGCGCAUGAAAUCCCGGCACGAGCGGGACGCCUCCGGCCGCAACCACACCCCUGGCUUCUUCCGCAAGGGCCAGACCGGGGACUGGGCCAACGCGGCGUCCGGCGAGCUCACGGCUGCCAUGGACCGGUGGAUCGCAGACAAUUCGCAGGGCACUGAUAUUGUGUUCAAAUACAAGUGAUGUGUUUGUAUACGCAAACGCACACAUAUAUCUGUGUGUGUGUGUGUGUGUGUGUGUGUGUGUGUGUGUGUGUGUGUGUGUGUGUGUGCAUAAAAAAAAAAUGAAAUAUAUAGGUAUCAAUGUAAAAAUAUACAUCGAGCAAAACAUGUUGUCAUUUACUUACUGCCAUGCUUUGUAAGAUCUAUAUAGAUAUAUCUAUAUUGAUAUAUUACUGUUGAUGUUAACCAAAACAUUUUCUGAUAUUAACAACAUUGCCAUUUAUUACAUUUUCUACGUCUUAACGGGAAGUGUCCCUCGGAGAGAUUUGAGUCUGUCUGAGUUUGGUAUAAAAAAUAUGUUUACGCA
Penaeus chinensis is the source of this 1414-nucleotide messenger RNA. Its product is annotated as sulfotransferase 1B1-like. The coding region runs from base 56 to 1069 and encodes 337 amino acids. The transcript has 6 exons. Lineage: Eukaryota; Metazoa; Arthropoda; Malacostraca; Decapoda; Penaeidae. Gene Ontology annotation, molecular function: sulfotransferase activity. Gene Ontology annotation, cellular component: cytoplasm. The record is from RefSeq and is a predicted model, not a curated record. Gene Ontology annotation, biological process: sulfation.